UCUACUCCUCAUCCCACCCACUAAAGCUCCGCGAAAGGGUGUGCUUUUUGAAGGCUGUAUGAGGCUAUAAUACAGCUGCAGACAAGUCAAGUCGCCACUUGGUUUGACACCCCGGGAAAAAAAAGCCUCCGAGGCAGAGGGGGAGCAUACGCACAAGUACCCCCACCCCUCGGAUCCUCCGUCUGAGCUCAGCACAGGGUCUAGUCUCUCCGGACAUACCGUGGAGAUGCGGAACACACGAAGGUUAAUAUAAAAAAAGUUGGUGUAGUCGGGGCACACGGUAAACACAUAAUGUGGCAGCUGCCGUGUAGCUUCUAUUCAAGGUCAGUAUCUGAGCACGGCCGCCGCACGGACGACUGUCUUAGGUAGGAGGGGGAGAGAGGAAACGCUGAAGGGAUGCCGCUGUGCCUCGUUUACCUCCAGCAUCAACGAUGACAUCUUCCACCGAAGAAGACGUUGAUAGUCAAUGACAAGGAAACGGACAAACUUGUGAAACGCCGCUACGAAGAGCAACUGAGGGCACUGGACUGUUGUAAAAGGAAAAAAGACACUCUUUCAGCAUCUUGGCGUUUCCUGCUUUCUUUCCGCAACGACUUGUGCUGGAAGCGGCUGUUUACCUGGCUACAACAAGCGAAGAAGUCUAGCUAGCUAACGUUAACUGACAUAAUGAGGGGUCUGGUUCGGUUUCGCUUUGCUUCAGUGUCAGUUUGACGAACUAACUGUCAGAAUCUUCUACGGUUGACGAGCUUUAACUAACGCGACACUACGAAGCGAUAACUGGCACAACUUCCUUAAACUUGCCCGGUUUUUCAAGCCGACUUGUUAAAAAAACCAAACAAACUCUGAUUCAUUUUCAUUCAAGGUCGCCUUUAUUUUUCAGCAGUAAUGCCUUCCAGGACUGUGUCACACGGGGCUUCGGGCCGGCUUCGUGGACUGUUCUUGGUGAUGGUUUUAGUGUUUCUGGAUGGCUCCGUGUUUACCGUCGCUGUUGCCAGCUCCGACCAGCAUUCUCCUAUCACGGCACACUCGGGCAGCCACAAAGCGACUGACCAUGGCAGUCACAACAACACUGGAAAGGCUUUCCCUGUGCUAGACUUGAACUACGAAAACGUACGGGUCCCGUUUGAAAUCUCAUUAUGGGUCCUCCUUGCCUCUUUGAUGAAAUUAGGGUUCCAUCUGGUUCCUCACUUAUCCAACAUUGUGCCAGAGAGCUGCCUGUUGAUCGUGGUGGGCUUGCUGGUAGGGGGAAUCAUCAGAGGUACUGGUGAAACAGUCCCACCAGUGUUGGACUCUAAAUUGUUUUUUUACAUCCUGCUGCCCCCCAUUAUCCUGGAUGCUGGCUACUUCCUGCCCAUCCGUCCCUUCAUGGAGAACCUGGGCACAAUCCUGAUAUUUGCUGUCGUGGGUACUCUUUGGAAUGCCUUCUUUGUUGGGGGCUUGCUAUAUGGUGUGUGUCAGAUUGGUACAGAAAGCAGUUCAAUCCUUAGCAGAAUAGGGCUUCUGCAGUGCCUGCUCUUUGGUUCCAUCAUAUCAGCUGUGGAUCCUGUUGCUGUGCUUGCUGUGUUUGAGGAGAUCCACAUCAAUGAGCUCUUGCACAUCCUGGUGUUUGGCGAAUCACUACUCAAUGAUGCCGUAACUGUGGUAUUGUACCACCUGUUUGAGGAGUUUUCAGGCAUUGGCUCAGUGACGCUGUUGAAAGGCUUCCUGGGAGUCAUCUCCUUCUUUGUAGUCGCCCUGGGUGGCGUUCUAGUUGGAGUUCUGUACGGGAUCCUCGCUGCCUUCACCUCACGCUUCACCUCCCACACGCGCGUCAUCGAGCCUCUUUUUGUCUUUUUGUACAGCUACAUGGCCUACCUGUCUGCUGAGAUAUUCCACCUCUCCGGCAUCAUGGCUCUGAAACUUGAAGAGGAACCUGACCCAUGUUGGAUGUUGGCUAAUCAGUGCUGUGGGUGGGACUAUCGCAGCCGUGUUGUUGGUCUGACCUUUAUAAUCAACAAGUUCCGCAUUGUCAAGCUGACCACCAAGGAUCAGUUCAUUAUAGCCUACGGUGGCCUGCGAGGUGCCAUUGCCUUCUCCCUUGGUUUCCUGCUUAACAAAGAGCACUUUCCUGAGAGGGAAAUUUUCCUCACUGCCAUUAUCACUGUGAUUUUUUUCACUGUGUUUGUUCAGGGCAUGACCAUCAAACCCCUGGUGGAGCUGCUGGCGGUGAAGAAAAAACAAGAGGCCAAACGCUCCAUUAAUGAAGAGAUCCACACCCAGUUCCUUGACCACUUACUCACUGGCAUCGAGGAUAUCUGUGGACACUAUGGACAUCACCACUGGAAGGACAAACUGAACCGCUUCAACAAGAAGUAUGUGAAGAAGUGCCUGAUUGCCGGCGAACGCUCCAAGGAGCCGCAGCUCAUUGCCUUCUACCACAAGAUGGAGAUGAAACAGGCCAUUCAGCUGGUGGAGAGUGGAGGGGGAAUCAAGAUGCCUUCUGCUGUGCCUUCCACUGUUUCCAUGCAGAACAUCCAGCCCAGGCCUUCUACCAAGCCUGCACCAGAGCGAGCUAUUCCACAGCUGUCUAAAAACAAAGAGGAGGAAAUCCGGAAAAUCCUCAGGACCAACCUUCAGAGGACACGACAGAGGCUGCGCUCGUAUAACAGACACACACUGGUGGCCGAUCCUUACGAGGAUGGACUCAGCGAUUUAUUCCUAAAGAAGCAAAAGAUGUUUCAGAUAGAGAAGAAGUUAAAGGAGAUGAAUACCUACCUGACGGUCCCUGCCCCUCCCCCUGAUUCCCCGACCAUGUGCAGAGCCAGACUGGCCUCAGACCCGCAAGCCUACAGCAUUAAGCCUGCAUCGAACAAGGUGCCCAUGAUCCAGGUAGACCUGGCCUCUCCUCAGUCUCCAGACUCAGUUAAUCUGUUGGAUGAGUUCGGACAGGCUAACCAGCAGGAGGAGGAGGAGCAGGGCCUGAUGAUGAAGCCCCCGUCGAGGCCACGGGAAGCUAAAAAGCCAAGUGAAGAGGAUGAAGCAAAAGAUCAGCAGAGAUUAAUGAGGUGUCUGAGCGACCCUGGUCCCAGUGCAGACGAAGAUGAGGAUGGGGCCUUCCUCCCCUGAGACGACAGACUAGUUAGAGGGAAGAGGGCUGCUUCACCGCUCUGCUCUAAAUUAUCUCUUUGGUUCAGAAACCAACAAGCCAAAACUGCAAAUGCUGUAUGAACGGGAAACAAAAAGCAAAAGGAGAGUUCCUGAGAACGGCAGGGGGAAGAGUCAUUAGUUUGUGAUUCUCAUUGCUCUUUAUUUUAUUAGGUAGCAGUGGUAGAGCGACAGCUGGAGAUGGUGGAGGGUUUUGAUGAAAGUCUGAGACAUUCAGGAAAGAACUAUGCAUUACCAAAGGUUUGGACUGUUCCAGUUUCAGACGAUCUUGUUUUUACUUUAGCAUCAGACUGUUUUUUUUCGUCUUGAUGAUAGUGUUGUUAGUUUUAUGUUUGGUCAUGUUUUUACAGCUUCUGUCUUCAAAAACCACGUUCUCACUUGCUGGGUAAGCCACAAAAACGACUUCAACCUAGCUUUGACUUUUAUUGCACUCGAGUUUCUCGCCGUCAUUCUGUCACUUAAAGUUCCUGGGCAUCCAAUUGUUUAGAUUGUAGCUUUUUAGAAAUUUCUAGGCCUUAUUUGAUGUCAAACCUUUUCACUUGGUGCAUUUUUAAAAAUCGUAUCUGUUUUUUAUGACAUACUUUAAUUUCAGGGACGCAAACAUCUGUUUGUGGGUUAUGGGUUGAAAGCUGGAUGUUUUUUAGUCGCUGUGUAAACCACAGUUGUUUUCCUGUCUGUUGAGCGACUUUAUGGGGUCUACAACACCUACAAACCCGAAGAGUUUUACAAAUUUCUUAGGCCGUAAAGCAGUACAGAUGUUUUGAUCUGCCAGUAUACAUAUAAAUUCUCCACCCAAGUUAAAUCACAUAUUGUCAUAUCCUCUUAUGUAUGUUUUAUUUUCAGUUAAUAAGACCCUUUAAAACUCACUCAAGCAUCAGUAGAGUUGUCAAAGUAGAUGUUAUUAAUAUACUGCCCAUCAGCUUUCACACUCAUAUUUUAGACCCAUAUGUAUUUUAAAGACCUUUAACCUUUUUUUUUUUGUAACUGGCCUCAUUGAGAAACAUUUUUGCCUCGCAUUAUUGUUGAGGGAUAUAACAAGAGUUGAGAAUUGAGGGUUAAUUUGUGCAGAAAUCAGUCCAUGCCUCCUAACCUUCUUUAAAAAGCUAAGACUGCAGGCAUGUCAUGGCAAAAAAAAAUCUAACUCUGUGCAGCUCUGUAACAAAUUCAGACUAAACAAAAAAGCUAUAUUAAUGAAUACCAUUCAUAAAUUAUGGCUUAUACACAUCAUUGCUGAAGGCAAAGUUAAAUCUACCCCUGGCAUUAAGACAGUCUUUACACUUAACUAGAGUUUUUUGCACAUCUAAGCAAGACUGAAACAUUACCUGCAGGCAUGAAAACUGAGUCUAGUGUUUCUUUGAUAUUCUUUAUGGUUGAGCAGUGUGUUUGUAAAAUACAUCCACAUCUUUUUACAGAGCUACUCAGUGAUUUGGAAUAUAUAACAUUCGUUAUUUAAGUUACUGAUGCGAUAAAUUGCUGAUUCCUGCUUGUCUGGUUAAAUUCAACAAAAGGACAGUGGCCGAUGCCACAGAGUUAUUAGACGCGGGUGAAAGAACAACUCAUGGGUUUAAAAUCAUAUCGCUUGAAUCGAGUGAUGAAUUUGGUUGUUUUCUUGGUGUAAUUAACAACGGAACCCUUUUCAAGGUUCUUAAACCACAAACCUCACGUUACACCCGAGGAAAGAAUAGAAGCGCCUGACUGUCCUUAGCUCCUCCUCCCAUCAUCUGCAAAUUUCUAGACGUGGUUACUGUAGCAGGGGAUCACAUGCACUCAUCUGAAUGCGUGUGAAAGGGAGUAAAUCUCAGCAUAGCUACACCAUUGCAGUUGAGUUUGGUUGUCUAAAAUCAGUUACAGCUCACAGACCUUUAAACAUCUCAUUUCCCUGUUUCCUGACUAAAUUGAAUUUCCCUUUGCUCUGAAAUGUCAGCAUGUCUGUUAGACUAUCAGGAGAUAUGUGGUGAAAAUGUCAACAAGGAUGUGGUCAAAGACCAAAGAAUUGUACCAGAACCUGACUGGCAGAACAACCCUCCAACCUCCUCUUUUUAAAGUUCCCUUAAAGGCUGCAAUAUUUACACGCAGCUUUUAUGGCCGUCUAAAUUGGCGUUGAACUGAAAUUGCUGAAAUCCUGAGAGCCGUUUCUCUACAUCUCUUUAUCAUCGUCCCAGGUGAUCUAAGUUUUAGCAACUUAAAGGCACUUUGCUCUUAACCCUUUAAUGCUUUGCAGAAUCUGACUAUUAGAUUUUAGGAAAGUUGCAGCAAGUAAUACAUUUCUAAAAGGACUCCUACUUAUUAGUAUGUUUAACUGUUUAGAUGCAAAGCAGGUCCCAGUGUUCAAAUUCUGUCCAAUUACAACACGCUCACAAUACCUGUGCAUGUGAUCACGCAGAGGGAAGCCAAAGGAGGCACAUUUAGAUUAAAGCAGUUCCUAUAACAAGACGCCACAUUGUUAAUUUUUAUAUUGUAUUGUUAUGUUAUUCCAAAGAGUUGAAUUUCUCCAAAAAAGGAAAAAAAGGAAAAAAGAAAAAAGAGAGAAACCUUUAUUUUUCAUACCAAAUGCAUAUUUUGGGCAAACGUUAUCACACUCCAUGGAGGGUAAUGUUUGGUGCAGAAAACUUUAAACAGAAGCCAUACAGCCUAUAGAAGAACCUAUUUUAUUGUAACCAUAUAUAUUACAAAACGUCAUGUAAUGAUCACUCUUGCCUUUGUUUUGCUUGUUGCACGAACAAAAAAACAAAAGCCUUUUAAAGUUAAACUGCCUGUUUUCUUCAUACAUUCUUCACAUUUUUGCUUCUUGCUCACUGAAUGUUUUUCUACACUGAUAAAUCGAUCAUCAAGCGGUGCGAGAGCAGAGCCGGAUGUUUGGGAUCGGUGCCAUUUGUUCUUGUCAGCAAGUUUAUGCAGAAACUACCAAGCGAAGCUUAAUCACACUUCAUGCAAAGAGUUGGAGUGUGUGCAAAAUAGAAGUGAUUGUAAAAGUUUGGUGAGGAUCGGGAUCGUUGUUGGGUAAUCCAUCUUUGUUCUUUGCAGAAGAUGUGCUGUCCGAGUGUCCUUCUAGAUUUAAGUUGUGAUGUUGAAUUUACAGAAUCAACGGCGUUGGCUCGCCGGUGUUGAUUUCAUCUUUUUGUUUUCUUGUCAUAUUUCUGUGUUCAUUGAAACACACCAUGUGCUUUAUUUGUUCUUUCAUUUCUUUUAAAGCGUUGUUUUUUAUGAGCUUAUUCCAGUGUGAAAGUUUUUAUUGUAAGUAUUGUAUCUGAUGUUGUGCACUGCGUCAUUUCAUGUGCUUUUCAGAAGGCUGUACUGUGCGUUUUCUCCAUCUUAUGUUUACGUUUACCAGGAGUUUGGAAGCAUUUGUCAUCUGUGCUUUGAAAGGUGGAGUUCAAGCUUUACAGAGUAGAAAUGGACUGACUUGCUUCAAAGUAUAAGUAAAGCUUUAUUACUCACUCGGUGUUCCAACCAACAAUCAACCAAAUUAACCUAAAGUAGCUUUUGCAUGCUUUUUUUCCCCUGAAUAGUUUUGUGUUUUCCUUGAUCUCCAGGCAGCUAUCGUUUUCUGUUCAUUGACUACAAUAUCUCAAAUCUCUGUGAAAUCUUCAGCUCAGUCACUCCAAAGGUCAAGUCAGCAUCUGCAUCUGAUAGAUUUUUGAAAUGCACUAAUAUAGUGGAGAUUCCUCCCAUUCAACAUAUCUGUUGGGUCUUAUGUUAGUAUUGAUGGAUAUUAAUGAAGAUUUGGCAAGAAAGGGCAGCACAAUAAAUGUAAGCACUAAUUUGGUUAUGACUACAUGGGCUAAGACAUGCUAAAACACUGGCCGUCGAAGUACUCCUAACAUUUCACCAGCUGGGCAGUAUGAGGCUAAUGAUUAUUAAAGGCAGUAAUCUGAGAAUGACACACAUGUUCCUAUCAGCACUGUAAUGGCAUCCAGUGGCAUUACAUCGCCAUCCAAAGACUGUUUCCGUCUUCAUUCGUGUUUACUAGGCUCUGUUGUGUGUCACUAUUUAAUGCUGAGCACUUUAGUCAAGCGGUACCUUUAUCUUUUAACACAAACGUUACAGACGGAGCAAUAAUGAUAGUGAUGGAUUGUACACGCUGUGUGCGAUUGUCAGCCGAAACGUCACAGGAUAAAGGAAUGUACUUCUUGAAGGGCCUUAUUAUCAGGCAUGGGUUUGAUGUUCUUAGUCGUAAAGCAGAGAAGCUGGAAACGGUGGAUUAUAGUUCCCUUUUAAUUCAUUUGUUUAUUUUGUGUCAGUCAUUUGUUUGUUUUCAAAUGGAAUUUUUGCGUUGAUUAAAGGUAAUUUUUAAUUUUAUAUACAUAUGAAUGAUAAUAUAGAAAAAUAUAGAAUAGCAGAUUUUAUUAUAUGAUGUACAAAUCUGAAUCUUAAGGAUGUCAUGUGUGCACUUUCUUGUUGAAUAAUCUAUAGCUUUCAGCAUUCCAUUGUAAUGACCUGUAAAACUAACAACUGGUAAUAAAACCACAUCUGAAAGUA
This is a messenger RNA of Pundamilia nyererei, 7623 nucleotides long. It is a transcript of the gene slc9a1a, whose product is annotated as solute carrier family 9 member A1a. The transcript is spliced from 12 exons. Gene Ontology annotation, biological process: sodium ion import across plasma membrane; potassium ion transmembrane transport; regulation of intracellular pH. Gene Ontology annotation, molecular function: potassium:proton antiporter activity; sodium:proton antiporter activity. Bases 886 to 3105 code for a protein of 739 amino acids. NCBI's taxonomy places the organism in Eukaryota, Metazoa, Chordata, Actinopteri, Cichliformes, Cichlidae. Gene Ontology annotation, cellular component: plasma membrane. The record is from RefSeq and is a predicted model, not a curated record.